AUGGCUAACCACGCUAACGUGUCCACAGGACGAAACAGUACCGCGUUCUAUCCUACAACACCUCAGGAUAUGGACAACUGGACUAGAUCUCCAGACCAUAAUAGCAGCAUCGACGAUCAGACGGAUGACUUCCUUACCUCCAGCCUGACGGCCAAGAUCCUCCAAGUGUGCUGGUUGGUCCCGUCCUUGGUGCUGAUCCUCGGCUUUAACGUGGUCUUCAUCAUCGCCGUCGCGCGCUCCCCGAGUUUGUGGAAGCAGCGUUUUCUCCUGCCUGUCAAUCUCGCUGUUCUAGACAUUCUCCUGGCGCUGGUUUGCAUCCCAAGCUCCAUAAACAACAUAGUGAGUGAGAGCGCUACCGAUUCUGCUUUUCUCUGCCUGACACAGUGUGGUGUGUACUACGGCACGGCUGUCUGUACAUUAAUGACUCUAACUCUGAUGGCGUGGGAUCGCUACCAAGCAAUCUGUAACCCUUUCCAUUACCAGGAAGUAGACGCCGUUCACUGGACAGGCAUCAGGGUCCUAGCCACAUGGGUCUGGAGCAUCAGCCUAAGCGUAGUUUCUGUUAUCUUCGCCCCCAUGGCUGGAGUAGACAUUGCCCACGUUCAAAAGAGUAACAUGUUGUGCACAGUCGUUGACAUAGGUGCCAAUCGGCAAUCCGGCAUUGCUAGAAAUCUUCAGCAUUUCGGCGGAGUGCUAAUCGUCGUGUCGGUUGCGUUCAUUCUCAUCUCGUACUGCAAAGUUUACAGAGAAAUCCUGAGACUGCACCCCGUGGGAGAUGGGGGUGUUCCAGCCGGGGGACCGCCGGGAAACCCACAAGGCGGCGGAGACAAUCACAGUCCCAGGCGAACAAUAUCCAUCCAUCUGUCAAUAUUCAUGAUAUUCAUGACGACGGUCUGUGCAAAUGGUGUCAUUGGUCAUAUGAUAACGCCGGGACAGACAACAGCCACCGCAAGUGUACUCAAGCGUGUUGUCCAGUUGGUGUACCUGACCGUUCCGUGUUUCAGCAACCCCAUGAUCUACGGCUUCCGAAGCGAAGAGAUCCGGGUGGCGGUAAGGAGACUUUUCCGGAGACCAGAGUGGUCCAACAUCGCAGCCCUUAUCCGGAGAUACCGCGGUACAAACCAGGACACAGUGCAACAUUUACAGACAGUGUCACAACUUCAAGCCGCUUCUCAAAACUUGGACGUUCCGUCACCACGUGCACAAUGUGCGGCCAGGUUAGCCCUGGAAUCAACAGCAGUGACAGUUGAAGAUUUGUCUGUUUCUAAUGACGAAAGGCCAUGA
Messenger RNA from Branchiostoma floridae (Florida lancelet), 1284 nucleotides. RefSeq names its product olfactory receptor 1571-like. Lineage: Eukaryota; Metazoa; Chordata; Leptocardii; Amphioxiformes; Branchiostomatidae. The record is from RefSeq and is a predicted model, not a curated record. Gene Ontology annotation, molecular function: G protein-coupled receptor activity. The transcript has a single exon. Gene Ontology annotation, cellular component: membrane. Gene Ontology annotation, biological process: G protein-coupled receptor signaling pathway. Bases 1 to 1284 code for a protein of 427 amino acids.